Molecule: messenger RNA, 1875 nt
Organism: Liolophura sinensis
Lineage: Eukaryota; Metazoa; Mollusca; Polyplacophora; Chitonida; Chitonidae
Product: copine-3-like
Exons: 16
Coding region: 65-1780 (571 amino acids)
Biological process (GO): cellular response to calcium ion
Cellular component (GO): plasma membrane
Molecular function (GO): calcium-dependent phospholipid binding
Source: RefSeq, a predicted model, not a curated record
UCCCCUAACUUCGACACGGCAGACCUCCACAAGGCUGAAGACAGAACACAGAUUACUUGUCAAGAUGGCUCUGAUUCGUGGCCAGAGUAUGGCAACCAAAGUGGAGUUGCGUGUCAGUUGUAAGAGCCUUCUUGAUAAAGAUGCCUUGUCUAAGUCUGACCCUUGCGCUCUGUUGUUCAUCCAGUCAGAAGGAUCUUGGAUUGAGAUUGGAAGGACCGAAGCGCUUAAAAACAACCAAAACCCAACUUUCUCCAAACCGUUGGAAGUGGACUACUUCUUUGAAGAAGUUCAGAAGAUACGUAUUCGAGUGUAUGACCUUGACAAUGCUACUGCGUCCGUCAGUGAUGAUGACUUUCUGGGACAGGUGGAGGCCAGUUUGGGAUCUAUUGUAUCUUCAUCUCCUUUCACACGGCCCCUCCUGAAGAAGAGCGGGGACAAGGCUGGCAAAAGCACUAUUACUAUCACUGCGGAGGAGAAAUCCAGUAACAACGACAGUGUGCUGUUGACGUUUAGAGCUCAGAAGCUGGACAAGAAGGACACCUUUGGUAAGAGUGACCCAUUCUUGGAGAUCAGCAGACAAGGGGCAGAUGGAAAGUGGCUUGUUACGCAUAGAUCAGAGGUAGUGAACAACAACCUCAGCCCAAACUGGCGGCCGAUGGAACUGUCGUUUAUCGCAUUGUGUAAUGGCGAUGUGAAUAAACCAAUCAAGAUUGACUGCUAUGAUUAUGACUCUGCCUCAGAACCAGAUCUUAUUGGCACAUUCCAAACAACCCUCAGUGAAAUGUUAACAGCUCAAGGGAAAGAGAUUUCGUGGGCAGCGAUAAAUCCGAAGAAACAAAAGAAAAAAGGAUACGCAAAUUCCGGCAUGAUCUACCUCUCAUCAUGCAAAAUUAUCAAAGGAUACAGCUUUCUGGACUUCAUUUUCGGUGGACUACAGCUCAAUUUUACAGUGGCCAUAGACUUUACAGGUUCUAAUGGACACCCUCGUGACCCAAACUCACUGCACUACAUAGACGUACACAGGCCUAACCAGUACAUCCAGGCCAUUCAGGCCGUGGGAGUUGUGUGUCAGGACUAUGAUAGUGACAAGCUCUUCCCAGCUUUAGGCUUUGGUGCUAAAAUCCCUCCAAGUACAGAGGCAUCUCAUGAGUUUGCCAUCAACUUUAAUGGAAGCAAUCCAUUUUGUGCAGGUGUAGGUGGCAUUAUAGCUGCCUACAAGAACUGCAUCCCACACGUGGAGUUGUGGGGGCCGACCAACGUGUCCCCGGUGAUUCACCACGUGGCAAGGUUUGCCCUGGCCUCACAGAAUCAGGAGCCCCAGACUGGAGCAGCGAAUUACUACAUCCUCCUGGUGCUGACAGACGGUGUGAUCACAGACAUGAACGAGACCCGAGAAGCCAUUGUCUACGCCUCCCAUCUCCCAAUGUCCAUCAUUAUCGUCGGGGUGGGGGACGCUGAUUUCUCGGACAUGCAGGCCCUGGACGGGGAUGACGGGGUACUCAGGAGCCCUCGUGGGGAGCCGGUCAAGCGUGACAUUGUACAGUUCGUCCCAUUCAGGGAUUUUAAACAGGCUGAGGGGCACUUGGCAGAGGCAUCAUCUGCGAGGCUAGCUAGCUUUGUGCUUGCGGAAAUACCGAAACAAGUCACUGGCUAUUUCAAGAUGAGAGGUUUGCAGCCCCGUCCACCCCCUCAGCUGGCUGCUCAGCCUCCAGCACAGGCAGGUCAGCCUCCAGCACAGGCAGAUCAGCAGCCGGGUCAGCUUCCAGCUCAGCCGCAGUGAGAUCAGUGUCUAAAUCUUAUCUCUUCAACCUUUUCAUGUUUAAGGGAAACUUUGAAUGCAGUUUAUCUACAUUAAUUUUUUUUAUUACUGUGGUG